AACACCCAAAACACUUUCUACCCUUAAAACCUUCGCUGCUUCUUCCUCCUCCCCUGCACUUGUCUGCCUCUCUCUUCAUCAAAAAGCCCUAAAAAGAAAGACGAUGCCUUUCCGGUUCAGAAUUUUCUCCAAACAGUGCCAUGUGGAUUUCGUCAUCACCAUUUCUAUCAACCUGGAUGAGCAGCUGAUGGGUUCGUCAGGGAUGGCUCCACCUUCAUCCUCUAAAGCCCACGCGGCGGCUCCCUCCACUCUCGCCUUCUCCUCCGCCGUCUCCAAGUCCCUCAACCCUCUCAGGCUCAGAGUCGCCUCUUGCGGUGCUGCUAUUGGCCGCGGAUCCGCUCUCAGAGCUCGUAUGGUCUCAAUGCCAACGAUUAAGCCCCCGCUCUCUCUUGAUUUCGACACCUCUGUUUUCAACAAGGAGAAGAUCAACCUCGCUGGUCACGAUGAGUAUAUUGUAAAGGGAGAAAGGUACUUGUUCCAUCUGCCGCCUGAUGCCUUCAAGGGCAUCAAGCAGAUCGGUGUUAUCGGUUGGGGUUCACAGGGACCUGCUCAAGCUCAAAACUUAAGAGAUUCUCUAGCUGAAGCAAAGUCGAAUAUUGUGGUCAAGAUUGGGCUUAGGAAGGGAUCCCGUUCAUUUAAUGAAGCUCGCGCAGCUGGUUUCACCGAGGAGAAUGGGACUUUAGGUGACAUAUAUAUGGGAAACAAUCUCAGAGAGUGAUCUUGUGUUGCUACUAAUUGCUGAUCCCGCACAGUUUUACUUGAUUUGGCCAAGUACGUCUUCCCCAAGCAGUUCAAGGCUCGGACUCUCGAGGAAGCUCUCAUGUCAGGACCAGCCCAGAACUUUUGCUAAAUCCUGUGAGAACCAUCUUGACAUAGCAAAAAAAAUAGUUUUCUUAUCCCA
Molecule: messenger RNA, 901 nt
Organism: Rosa chinensis
Lineage: Eukaryota; Viridiplantae; Streptophyta; Magnoliopsida; Rosales; Rosaceae
Product: ketol-acid reductoisomerase, chloroplastic
Exons: 6
Coding region: 104-718 (204 amino acids)
Biological process (GO): L-valine biosynthetic process
Cellular component (GO): chloroplast; mitochondrion
Molecular function (GO): ketol-acid reductoisomerase activity
Source: RefSeq, a predicted model, not a curated record